AUGGCAUUAUAUAGCAGCUCUUCUGAUUCGGAAAGUGGAGAUGAUGAUCUUGAUGGCUUAGAUUCGGAAGAACAAGAAGCAUCAGGGCUCUUUUUAAAGCGACGCAAAAGACACCGUGCAAAAAAUGAGAAAGAUCGUGCUAUGCUGGGGAUUUUUAUGGACGAAAGUGAUGAUGAUAUGUCAGGAUUAUCAGAAAAACAGUUAAGAUACAAACAUGUUCGUUUUACGUCUUCAAAAGAUUUAGAUGGUCUAAGUAGGUUAAAUGAAAAGUAUUCUACACCAAAAGAAUCAGGAAAUGCAAGAACAAUAGAUAGGAAUAAGUUAGAAUACUCUUCUGGGGGUUCAAAGAUGCUACAUAGUAUUCCAAAUGAGUUACAGACGCCAAAAUCUUUUGGACAAUCUAAAGCAUUUAAAACAACUAAUUCAAAUACACCAAAUCACUUCAAAAGCUCUGGAUUUGGGGCAAAAAUAAUGGAAAAAAUGGGUUAUGUUGCUGGUAAAGGUUUAGGAUCUCAAGGACAGGGUAUCUUGAAUCCUGUAGAAACAAAAAUAAGGCCAACAAGAGCGGGUCUCGGCUCAAUAAAAGAAAGAACACAACAGGAUAUUGAAGAGUCAAAGAGAUGGAAUAAAGAAGUAGAUGAAGACCAAAAAGAUCAAUAUUCAAAAAGUUUAUCUGAGCAUAAACAAGAAAAAAAGCAUAAAGAAAAACUAAAAUACAAAACAGCAAGCGAAAUAGCAGGUGGAAUGGAAGUCCCUCGUGUUCUUCAACAAAUAAUUGAUAUGACGGGAAAAGAUGUUAAGUUAAUUGAAAAUGUCUCUGGAACAAUGUCGAUCCCAGUAACUUUAAGUCAUAAUGAUGAAAUGUAUCAAAUAUCACUGAUUGCUAGACAUGACUUGGAAAUGUAUGCUACCGAAUGGAAACAAUUACAAGAUCGUAAAACAUACAUUGAAAUGGAAGAAAAUAGGAUAAAUGAAAAAAUAAACCAAGAAUCAAUAAAAAUACAGGAGCUUGAAAGAAUUAUAGAAGAAAUGGAAAAAAUAGAGCUAUUUUGUAGGAAUAAUCCUAAAAAUAGCCUUGAAAUAUUAAAUGAUGUUUCUGAAAUGCUAGAAAGAAUUCAAAUAGAAUUCUCUGAAAAAAUAGAAACAUAUCACUUGGAUGAAGUCGUUGUUUCUAUUCUCUUCCCAAUAAUCAAACAAAUAUUUCUAUCAUGGGAUCCUUUAGAGGAGCCUACUCUUACUUUAAAUUUUUUUUGCAAAUGGAAAGAUGUUUUAAGAACAGGGAACAUGUUUAAUUCAGAUGAGGUAGAUAAUUCUUUUUCAUUAAAACAAAGAACUAUGACCCCAUUUGAAAACAUGCUGCAAUAUCUAUGGAUUCCUAAAGUCCGAUUAGCAAUCAAUAAUGUAUGGGAUCCUCAUAAUCCUUCUUCUGCUCUUCUUCUUUUUGAAUCAUGGAAAAAUUUAUUAUCACCAUUUAUUCAAGACUUUAUAUUAAACCAACUAAUACUUCCAAAACUUCAAAAAUCUGUUUCUGAUUGGAACCCUCGAAAUUUUAUUAAGAAAAAAGAUCAUCAACUUCCACAUAUUUGGCUUUUUCCUUGGUUGCCUUUAUUGAAAGAAAAUACGGAAACUUUAAUUGAUAAUGUUAAAAGAAAAUUUAAAAUAAUAUUAAGUUCAUGGGAUAUACGAAAUGGUCCUAUAGAAGAACUAAAUGCAUGGAAGGAAAUUUUUGGAGAUAAUCAAUUUGAAAAGUUAAUGUUAAAUUAUUUAUUACCUAAAUUAUCUACAUGUCUUCGAGUGGAUUUUGAUAUUGAUCCAAGUGAUCAGAAAUUAGAACCUUUAGAAUGGGUGUUUUCUUGGAAAAAUUUUUUUAAGCCUUCAGUGUUUGAUCGAUUAUUUGCAGCAGAUUUUUUUCCAAAAUGGAUGGAUAUACUUUAUUUAUGGCUUACUGAUUCAGAUUGUAAUUAUGCGCAAGUUAGUGAAUGGUAUCAGUGGUGGCAACAAGUAUUUCCUUCAGAAAUGCUUAAAAUGCCUAUGAUCCGUGAAUCUUUUGUAAAAGGGUUGGAUAUGAUGAACCAUGCACUUAAUCUUGGAAAGGAUGUUUCUGAAAAAUUGCCUCCUCCUAUAACUGAUUUUAUAGACUCCAUAGAAGCGAAAACUAAAGAAAAUCCAUUACCUAAGGAAUAUAAAAAGCAAUUUUGUGUUGAAGAUAUUAAAUUUAAAGACGUUGUUGAAGAAUUUUGUGCAGAACAUGAUCUUAUUUUAAUACCUCUGCGAAAAGCAGAUGAAAAUACAGGAAAUCCUCUCUUUAGAAUCACUGCAAGUGCAAGUGGUACAGGAGGUAUUGUUAUAUACAUUAAAGAUGAUGUUGUUUGGGUACAAGAUUUAAAAAAUAAAAAUGAAUUUAGUCCUCAAUCUUUAAACCAUAUUUUAACUUUGGCACAAAGAUCAAGUUAUCGGAUAUAA
Pneumocystis jirovecii RU7 is the source of this 2463-nucleotide messenger RNA. RefSeq lists its product as uncharacterized. Bases 1 to 2463 code for a protein of 820 amino acids. Gene Ontology annotation, cellular component: U2-type post-mRNA release spliceosomal complex. The transcript is spliced from 6 exons. The record is from RefSeq and is a predicted model, not a curated record. Gene Ontology annotation, biological process: spliceosomal complex disassembly. Lineage: Eukaryota; Fungi; Ascomycota; Pneumocystomycetes; Pneumocystales; Pneumocystaceae. Gene Ontology annotation, molecular function: nucleic acid binding.